AUGGAAGCGAAUUCUUAUCCAACUAGAUCCCUCAAUCGGUCCUUGGAGGACCAUGACGAACUGAUUGAGGCCGGGCCUUCGAAGCGCGUCAAAUUCGACGCAGCUGAGCCCGGAUUGAAAACUCGGGAGGCCGCUCAAAACGAUGUUGCCCAGCAAGACAACGAAACCGAAAAGGCCAAAGCUACUUCACAACGAAGUGGCGAUAGAAGCAAGUCGAAGAGAGGCAAGGACAAGGACAGGGGGCGGGAUCGUCGAAGGGGAACGCGAGCGACGGAGGGAGGCGGAAGGGAUGGUGACGAGCCCAAGGGUCCUCGACUGCCUAAGCGGCAACAACCCGACCCAAACUUACGAACAAUUGAGGGCGUACUUUUCAAUGCCUUGGUCAAGGUCGGCGCUGUGUCGCAGGACAAUGCCGACGAUCCGGUGAAAGUCAACCUUGGUCGGGCUGCUCGUACGGAUGCCGGUGUUCAUGCAGCUGGUAACGCUGUCUCAAUGAAACUAAUCACCCCCGUUCCGGGCGUACCUGACCUAGUUGCUCGUAUGAACGAGGAACUACCUCCUGAGAUUCGUCUCUGGAGUAUUCUACGAGUUCAAAAUGGAUUUAACGCAAGAACAACGUGCGAUAGCCGCAAGUAUACCUACUUCUUCCCAUCUUACCUCAUGAUCCCACCGAAGCCUGGGAGCGGCCUUCAUCACACUUUACAGGAUCAUGGAACGGACACACAACCCGACCCGUUCUGGUCGGACGAUCAUCCUGAAUCAAUAUUAGACGAUCUUCGUCGAAAGCGAACAUAUCGAAUCAAUUCGAAACAAGUUGAAGCCCUGCGCCUUAUCGCGCAGGCAUUCAAUGGCAGUCAUAACUUCCACAAUUUUACUAUUGGUCGUGAUUUUGGAGACCGUAGCUGUGUUCGGCACAUCAAAAGCAUAACUAUCGCGGAUCCGGUAGUGUAUGGAGAAACUGAAUGGAUUAGCGUAUUGUUUCACGGGCAGAGCUUCAUGCUGCAUCAGAUUGUGAGUGUUCUGUCCGAUUUCACGAUCCGUGCUUUGAACAACGUCAACAUCAGCGGAAAAUGA
Fibroporia radiculosa is the source of this 1074-nucleotide messenger RNA. RefSeq lists its product as uncharacterized. The transcript is spliced from 7 exons. Gene Ontology annotation, cellular component: nucleus. The record is from RefSeq and is a predicted model, not a curated record. Lineage: Eukaryota; Fungi; Basidiomycota; Agaricomycetes; Polyporales; Fibroporiaceae. The coding region runs from base 1 to 1074 and encodes 357 amino acids. Gene Ontology annotation, biological process: mRNA pseudouridine synthesis; tRNA pseudouridine synthesis. Gene Ontology annotation, molecular function: RNA binding; pseudouridine synthase activity.